Molecule: messenger RNA, 930 nt
Organism: Rotaria socialis
Lineage: Eukaryota; Metazoa; Rotifera; Eurotatoria; Philodinida; Philodinidae
Source: the annotation of a GenBank genome assembly
AUGUUUUCUUUUCUAGUUAAUAUUCCUGCUAAUGCUAAAUGGUCACAGAACGGAGUGACUGUUGCUGGGGGUAAUGGGGCUGGGGUUGCCACUAAUCAACUCUACUGGCCUUGGUCCCUUUCCGUUGAUGAUGAUCAAACAAUGUUUAUUUCUGAGCACGGGAAUAGUCGUAUCAUGGAAUGGAAGAGUGGUGCGACGAAUGGACAAGUUGUUACUAGUGGUACAAGCACAAUAAACACAUUAAAUACAAUCGACGUACCAAGUGAUAUAUUAAUUGACAAAGAGACGGAUAGUCUCAUUAUUUGUGAUAAGGGGAAUUUCAGAGUUGUACAAUGGUCUCGUCGUAGCGGCACAACAGAAGGUAAAUUACUCUUCGACAAUGUCGAUUGUUGGGGAUUAGCAAUGGAUAAACAGAGAAAUCUCUACGUCGGUGACGGCGGAAAAAAGGAAUUAAGACGGUAUCGAUUGGGUGAGAAGAAUGGCACUCUCAUAGCUGGUAAUAAUGGGGUGGACCUUGGACUCGAUCAACUAAAGGAAGUGGCAAGUCUCUCUGUCGAUCAACAUCGUUCAGUGUACAUAUCACAGUUCUGGUCUGAUCGUGUAAUAAAAUGGGUUGAAGGUGCAAAAGAAGGUAUUGUGGUUGCUGGGGGACAAGGCACAGGAAGUUCUCUGGCACAAUUGGAUAAACCUCUUGGGAUCUUCGUCGAUGCAUUGGGUACACUCUAUAUAGCAGACAUGUUUAAUCAUCGUAUAAUGCGUUGGACUCAAGGAGCAAAAGUAGGCACUGUAAUUGCAGGUGGAAAUGGUGUAGGAGCAGAAGCAAAUCAGUUCUUCACCCCGUAUGGUUUGACUUUCGAUCGACAAGGCAAUCUCUAUGUCGCCGAUACGCGUAAUAAUCGUAUUCAACGAUUUUCUAUCGAAAAAGACUAA